This is a messenger RNA of Penicillium alfredii, 243 nucleotides long. RefSeq lists its product as uncharacterized. The record is from RefSeq and is a predicted model, not a curated record. NCBI's taxonomy places the organism in Eukaryota, Fungi, Ascomycota, Eurotiomycetes, Eurotiales, Aspergillaceae. The transcript has a single exon. The coding region runs from base 1 to 243 and encodes 80 amino acids.
AUGCCCACCCGGGACCCGAAGUCCCUCCCCAAGCGGCGCCAACCGAACAGCAUCCUGGGCCUUGUUCAAAGGAGCUUCAUUAUCCCACGUCGGCAGCACCACCAGGAUGGGCUUCACGCUUCAAUGGACCCUCGACACGGGACGGGAAAACGGAAGAGUCAGCAGCGUGCGGGCGGUGAUCUUGUUGGGGAAAUAUGCGUCCGAGUCCAUGGUAAGUCUAUGCCAUCCCUCCACGACCUCUGA